AUGUUUAUGCUUAUUGCCCUAAGCAGCGUGAUGCUUGUUUCCCUAGGCAGUGCAGGUCACGUGCGUGCUGUAAUUACUAUAAUAGAGCUUAAUAAAGCUAAAAAAGCUGCCUACUUGCGUGCCGCUGCUCUGCGGGGCUGCGCUGCCCGCAAGCCCGCGCCCACUACCCCCUGCCGGCGCCCGCUCCCCGGCCCGGCCUCCACUCCCCGCCGGCCUCCCCCUAGCACAGCUGCCUGCCCCUAUAAGCCUUAUAGUACGCUUUAUUACAGCGCUUAUUACAGAGAACAAGUAGGCUAUGUUUUAGCUUUAGCUAGUUCUUUAAGCUCUGCUUAA
Molecule: messenger RNA, 333 nt
Organism: Lindgomyces ingoldianus
Lineage: Eukaryota; Fungi; Ascomycota; Dothideomycetes; Pleosporales; Lindgomycetaceae
Exons: 5
Coding region: 1-333 (110 amino acids)
Source: RefSeq, a predicted model, not a curated record